CCUCCUCCCGCUUCCCUCUCUCUCUGCUCCACUCCUCACUAGCUCUCUCCCUCUCCUCGGGCGGAAUCGCCCACCGCUGCCAGCCCCGUGCUGGGGGGACCCGUGCCAGGCUGCAGCCGCAGGACCCCACCAUCCCCCAUGGCGGCCCUGGCCUUGGUGGGGCUCGCACUCCUCCUGGGGGCUCCCCUGUGCUCAGGGGGGGCCACCCCCACCCCUUCCCUGCCACCUCCCCCGGCCAAUGACAGCGACACCAGCACAGGGGGCUGCCAGGGCUCCUACCGCUGCCAGCCCGGGGUGCUGCUGCCCGUGUGGGAGCCCGACGACCCAUCCCUGGGGGACAAGGCGGCGCGCGCUGUGGUGUACUUCGUGGCCAUGGUCUACAUGUUCCUGGGCGUGUCUAUCAUCGCCGACCGCUUCAUGGCAUCCAUCGAGGUCAUCACGUCCAAGGAGAAGGAGAUCACCAUCACCAAGGCCAACGGCGAGACCAGUGUGGGCACCGUGCGCAUCUGGAACGAGACCGUGUCCAACCUCACGCUCAUGGCCCUGGGCUCCUCGGCGCCCGAGAUCCUGCUGUCUGUCAUCGAGGUCUGCGGCCACAACUUCCAGGCGGGCGAGCUGGGCCCAGGCACCAUCGUGGGCAGCGCCGCCUUCAACAUGUUCGUGGUCAUCGCUGUUUGCGUCUACGUCAUCCCCGCCGGCGAGAGCCGCAAGAUCAAGCACCUGAGAGUCUUUUUUGUCACUGCCUCUUGGAGUAUCUUCGCCUACGUCUGGCUUUAUCUCAUCCUUGCUGUGUUUUCCCCGGGUGUGGUCCAGGUGUGGGAAGCGCUGCUGACGCUCAUCUUCUUCCCGGUGUGCGUGGUGUUCGCCUGGAUGGCCGACAAGCGGCUGCUCUUCUACAAGUACGUGUACAAGCGCUACCGCACCGACCCGCGCAGCGGCAUCAUCAUCGGCGCCGAGGGCGACCCGCCCAAGAGCAUCGAGCUGGACGGCACGUUCGUGGGGGCCGAGGCAACGGGCGAGCUGGGCGCGCUGGGCCCGGGCCCCGCCGAGGCGCGUGAGCUGGACGCCAGCCGCCGCGAGGUCAUCCAGAUCCUCAAGGACCUCAAGCAGAAGCACCCGGACAAGGACCUGGAGCAGCUGGUGGGCAUCGCCAACUACUACGCGCUGCUGCACCAGCAGAAGAGCCGCGCCUUCUACCGCAUCCAGGCCACGAGGCUGAUGACCGGCGCGGGCAACGUGCUGCGGCGGCACGCGGCGGACGCGUCGCGCAGGGCGGCGCCGCCAGAGGGCGCCGUCGAGGACGAGGAUGACGGCGCCAGCCGCAUCUUCUUCGAGCCCAGCCUGUACCACUGCCUGGAGAACUGCGGCUCCGUGCUGCUGUCCGUCACCUGCCAGGGCGGCGAGGGCAACAGCACCUUCUACGUGGACUACCGCACGGAGGACGGCUCUGCCAAGGCGGGCUCCGACUACGAGUACAGCGAGGGCACGCUGGUGUUCAAGCCGGGCGAGACGCAGAAGGAGCUGCGCAUUGGCAUCAUCGACGACGACAUCUUCGAGGAGGACGAGCACUUCUUCGUGCGGCUGCUCAACCUGCGCGUGGGCGACGCGCAGGGCAUGUUCGAGCCCGACGGCGGCGGGCGGCCCAAGGGGCGGCUGGUGGCGCCGCUGCUGGCCACCGUCACCAUCCUGGACGACGACCACGCGGGCAUCUUCUCCUUCCAGGACCGCCUGCUGCACGUGAGCGAGUGCAUGGGCACUGUGGAUGUGCGCGUUGUGCGCAGCUCGGGCGCGCGCGGCACCGUGCGCCUCCCCUACCGCACGGUGGACGGCACGGCGCGCGGCGGUGGCGUGCACUACGAGGACGCGUGUGGAGAGCUGGAGUUCGGCGACGACGAGACCAUGAAAACGCUCCAGGUGAAAAUCGUGGACGACGAGGAGUACGAGAAAAAGGAUAACUUCUUCAUUGAGCUGGGCCAGCCCCAGUGGCUUAAGCGAGGGAUUUCAGCUCUGCUGCUCAAUCAAGGAGAUGGGGACAGGAAGCUGACGGCCGAGGAGGAGGAGGCCCGAAGGAUAGCGGAGAUGGGCAAGCCGGUUCUGGGGGAGAACUGCCGGCUGGAGGUCAUCAUCGAGGAAUCCUAUGACUUUAAGAACACAGUGGAUAAACUCAUCAAGAAAACGAACUUGGCCUUGGUGAUCGGAACCCAUUCGUGGAGGGAGCAGUUUUUAGAAGCAGUGACAGUGAGUGCAGGGGAUGAGGAGGAAGAAGAGGAUGGGUCCCGAGAGGAGCGGCUGCCAUCCUGCUUUGACUACGUGAUGCACUUCCUGACGGUGUUCUGGAAGGUGCUGUUCGCCUGCGUGCCCCCCACUGAGUACUGCCACGGCUGGGCCUGCUUUGGCGUCUGCAUCCUGGUCAUCGGCCUGCUCACCGCCCUCAUCGGGGACCUGGCCUCCCACUUUGGGUGCACCGUGGGCCUCAAAGACUCUGUCAAUGCUGUUGUCUUCGUGGCACUGGGCACCUCCAUCCCCGACACGUUCGCCAGCAAGGUGGCGGCGCUGCAGGACCAGUGCGCGGACGCGUCCAUCGGCAACGUGACGGGCUCCAACGCGGUGAACGUGUUCCUGGGCCUGGGUGUGGCCUGGUCGGUGGCUGCCGUGUACUGGGCGGUGCAGGGCCGGCCCUUCGAGGUGCGCACCGGCACGCUGGCCUUCUCCGUCACGCUCUUCACCGUCUUCGCCUUCGUGGGCAUCGCCGUGCUGCUCUACCGGCGCCGGCCGCACAUCGGCGGCGAGCUGGGCGGCCCGCGCGGGCCCAAGCUCGCCACCGCCGCGCUCUUCCUGGGCCUCUGGCUCCUCUACAUCCUCUUCGCCAGCCUCGAGGCGUACUGCCACAUCCGCGGCUUCUAGGCCCACGCGGACUCAGCCUCACCCGGGCGCGCUCCGGGACUCGGCCUUCUCCUCCUGAGAUCCCGCCUGCCCUUCCCCGGGGUCCUAGGCCUCGUCCUCUGUCCCGGGCCCUCAGCCGCCCUCCCUCUCUGCCCUCGUCCCUGGGGAAAAGUCCACCUCCAGGCCCCUCCCUGGUCCCCAGAACUCAACUGCUCUCUCCCUGGACGGCCAGAAGUCUCCCUUCUCCUGGCGCCACCCUCCCCGGGCCCCCCAGGUCCCGGGAUGCCCAGGUCUCGGCCCUUCCCCCGCCCUCAGGGAGCUCCGCCCAGGCCCCGGGAGCUCCGGCCGGGUGUGCGCGGGGGCGGCGCCCAGCUCUCCUGCGGCCUGCACUCGAGCUCGGGGAGCACUGAGGCUCGGAGAAGUCGGGGUUCAGUCCCGAGGCUCGCUGGAGGAGGCACUUUUGGGACCCGCAACUUCUCACAUUCCAGCGCCCCGUUGCCCUCCACUACCUCUGAGAGCCCCGCGCCUGGAGGGAGGGGCUGCGCGUGCGUGUACAUAGUGUGUGCGGGGAUGGGAUGCGGGUGGGUGCAUGUAGGUGGGAAAGGGUGACAGACUUUGCUUUCGAGAGGGCAGCAGACUCCCUCAGCCUUGCGGGCCAGCUGCGGGGAGACAACUGGGCUUCUCUGACAGCCUCGGAAGUUCAUUUUGCCCUCAGUGCGAGCCCAUCCGGGCAGGACCCUCGAAGAGGAGCCCGAGGGUCCCAGAGGACCAACGCUACAAGCCACAAAUGCUGCCACAUCCCUGCCCGGCGGGGGACGGGGGCGGGCCUGGGCCUGGGUGGGCGUUUUUAACUUUGGAGCCCGCCACCUGCCGGUGGGCCGUCUGCAUUUUCUUACUGUUGAUGUCUCCUAAGGGCCGCACUUGGGGAGCGGGGAGUGCUGCCCCCUCCUUGAGACCCUAGGAUGACCCUGCCACCCCCAUAAACUCCGGCUUCCCACAGGUUUUUUGCAUUCUAUUGUCCAGUUGUGCAUCAGCCCCAACACCGGGACGCGUUCCCACGCCCCUCCUCCCCCCAGCCAUCGGCAUUACCUACUGUCUCUUCUCUGUGAUUUCUGUACAAGUUGCCAUAAAACUUUGAAACUCUGCCUGAAAAAGUCUUCCCGUGGGAAGUGGGGAGUUCAGGAAGAGGGGGCUCAUGAAGUCGAUCUGACCCAGAUUUGGGCAACUGUGGAAUAAACCAGGUAAUUUGCGUUUUUAGAGUCCCCCGUUCUCUGCAGGACACGCCCGCGACUCACCAUGGGGCCCAUUGGCCACGCCCCCAUUUAAUCGGCUGCAAACUAUGACUCUUCUGGAGCAUCCUGGGAAUAAAAGAGAAUUUGCCUGAA
This is a messenger RNA of Heterocephalus glaber (naked mole-rat), 4268 nucleotides long. RefSeq names its product solute carrier family 8 member A2 (gene Slc8a2). Gene Ontology annotation, biological process: sodium ion transmembrane transport; calcium ion import across plasma membrane; cell communication. The record is from RefSeq and is a predicted model, not a curated record. Gene Ontology annotation, cellular component: sarcolemma; axon; postsynapse. Gene Ontology annotation, molecular function: calcium:sodium antiporter activity. Lineage: Eukaryota; Metazoa; Chordata; Mammalia; Rodentia; Bathyergidae.